UUCUCCAUAAACCUGGCGGGAGAUACGAGCCUGCUCGGAGCCACUAGGUCCGGAUAAAGUUCCCUCGCGGCGAAGCUAUCAAGUGGACCAUCGAAAGGCCCUCGGACUUGAUGUUGAGCAUAUUCCCCGAGAUGAACCACAACGGUCUUGCGGCUUUGUCGGUCACCAUUGCUGCCGACGCCGAUGCGACUAUCACGGGGUUUGGCACGCCAUUCCGGAAUACCCAGGACCCCAAGGUCGACCGGUGGGUCAACGAUAACGCUCCCAUUGUCGGUGACACCACGCUCUUGGACAUCCUCACGUCCAAAGAGUUUACCUUGGUCGUCCAUCAAGCCCCAAACACCUUGACCCACCAAUGGCAGACGCUACAGGCCCCGUUCGAGUACCCCUACGGGACCGAGCAUAGCUUCGACCGCAAGAAGCUCGAUCGCUUGCGGGCGCUGUAUGCGCAGCACAAGGGUCCGCAGUUCCGACAUGCCUGCGUGUACGAUGACGAGAACUCGCAAGUCGCCGUCGUCACGCAGUCCUGUAUCCAGGAUGUAUUCUGGCUCCACGAGGCGGCCCGGGAAAUCCUGGCUACCAAGUGGCGGGUUUAUUUCGUACCCACCACCACCAUCGAGCACGGAGCCGAAGCCAGGUCCUUCUACGUGGUCGUGCCGCCAACCGCCGAGUGGCGGACCGCCCACAAUGCCGCCUGGCGCCGGCUGGUAAAAGGCGAGAAGGUGUACCUCCACCUAUACCCGUCGUCAGACAACGAGGGCAGAAGCUCGAAGCGGUGGGAAUGCACAAUCCUUAGUCACCUAGGCAAUCACGGGGCCCUCGCGUCGCACCCCACCGCGGCACACGAGCUCGUCCUGACGACGGUUCGUAGGGAUACGCCAAUGGCGGACUCUGGGGAGGCGCAGACCCUCGCGGUGUUUGGCAGCCGCGACCAGGCCAACCGGGCGCUCAAGUCGAGCGCGGCGAAUUAGAAUCACGCUGCGCUCGAAUUUGACGCUGGCCUAGCGGAGGUCGAGCAGCGCGUCAACGCCGCUUGCUAGUUCCUCCCUCACGCCCC
Molecule: messenger RNA, 1057 nt
Organism: Lasiosphaeria miniovina
Lineage: Eukaryota; Fungi; Ascomycota; Sordariomycetes; Sordariales; Lasiosphaeriaceae
Exons: 4
Coding region: 111-971 (286 amino acids)
Source: RefSeq, a predicted model, not a curated record